AUGGGGGUUGUGGGGAGUGUGGUGAUGGUGGAGGGGCUAAGAAUGGUAUCAAAACUAGGGUAUGGCUGCAUGGGGCUUUCUGGAAUCUACAACUCUCCUGUCUCUGAAGAGGAUGGCAUUGCAAUAAUAAAGUACGCAUAUAGUAGGGGGAUCACAUUCUUUGAUACCUCUGAUAUUUACGGUGUUGUCCAUGCAAAUGAAAUAUUGGUGGGAAAGGCACUAAAGCAGCUGCCUUGGGAAAAGAUCGAAUUAGCAACAAAAUUUGGUAUUGCCAAAAUUGAACCUACCCAUGUUGUGGUGAAAGGCACCCCUGAAUAUGUUCGCUCCUGUUGCGAGGCAAGCCUGAAACACCUUGGUGUGGACUACAUUACACCGGAUUGA
Camellia sinensis is the source of this 381-nucleotide messenger RNA. The record is from RefSeq and is a predicted model, not a curated record. NCBI's taxonomy places the organism in Eukaryota, Viridiplantae, Streptophyta, Magnoliopsida, Ericales, Theaceae.